UAGCAGACGUCUCCCUCUUGUUAACGUCGGUUCGAGUUGAUAGCGGUGCCACAACAAAGUGGUCCCCACCACCACCCCUCACUCCCCUCCACCUGUUCCCCUCGCCGGAGCUCCGCAUCCUCCGGUGUCGACAAAAGAAACCCUAGGAAACAAAAAGGCGUCACCUUUUUCAAACGCCUCAACUUAUUCCCCAAAUUAAAGUGGAUGCUUUGUCUUCAUACAGAAGCAAUUAAGCUCAGUUAUCAAGCUGCUGCUUCUAGUUUCUUCUUCUUCUUCUUUGAAUGGCGGUUGAGUAUCACUGCUGCGAUGCGAGCUUCUUCGUCCACAUUCUGAUCAUCACUCUUCUCGUUCUCUUCGCCGGGCUCAUGUCGGGGCUCACGCUCGGCCUCAUGUCGCUCAGUCGCGUCGACCUCGAAGUUCUCGAGAAAUCUGGGACGCCUCAGGAUCGCAAGCACGCUGCGAAGAUAUUGCCGGUUGUGCAGAAACAACAUUUGCUACUUUGCACUCUUUUAAUCUGUAAUGCUGCGGCCAUGGAGACUCUUCCUAUUUUUCUUGAUAGCCUUGUCUCGGCGUGGGGUGCUAUAUUGAUUUCAGUGACGUUGAUACUUCUUUUUGGAGAGAUUAUACCCCAAUCUGUCUGUUCGCGAUAUGGAUUAGCAAUUGGAGCAGCAGUUGCGCCGAUAGUUCGUGUGCUCGUAUGGAUUUGCUUUCCGCUUGCAUAUCCAAUUAGCAAGUUGUUGGACUAUCUGCUGGGAGAUGGACAUGUAGCUCUUUUCCGUAGAGCUGAGCUGAAAACACUUGUGAAUUUGCACGGAAACGAGGCUGGCAAAGGCGGAGAGUUAACCCAUGAUGAAACAACUAUCAUAGCUGGAGCACUUGAACUUAGUGAAAAAAAGGCAAGGGAUGCCAUGACUCCUCUAUGUCAAACUUUUGCUAUUGAUAUCAAUGCCAAACUUGACAGAGAUUUAAUGAAGAUGAUUAUGGAUAAGGGGCACAGCAGAGUGCCAGUUUACUAUGAGCAGCCUUCAAAUAUAAUUGGACUUGUAUUGGUGAAGAACUUGCUAGCCAUUAACCCUUCCGAUGAGGUAGCUGUUAAGAAUGUCACCAUCCGCAAGAUUCCACGGGUUUUAGAGGACAUGCCUCUAUAUGACAUUCUAAAUGAAUUCCAAAAGGGCCACAGUCAUAUGGCAGUUGUAAUAAAGCGGAGCACUCCCGUAGAACAACAAAAUGGAGAUGGUGAGAAAGAUGUGAAAUUGGAAAUCAAGGUCGAUACGCCCAACAGAGAUAAACCUGAAGAGAAAGUUAUAAAAGUGAAGAGGCCACUACAAAAGUGGAAGAGUUAUCCUUCAGGUGUUCUACAGCGAGAAGGAAGCCUUCGAGAAGGAAGCCUUCGAGGUGGUAGGAAAUGGUCGAAAGCUGCAAUGGCUGAUGUUUUGCAAAUUGAUGAUAAGCCACUACCGAAGUUAAAUGAAGAUGAAGAGGCUGUUGGGAUUAUAACCAUGGAAGAUGUCAUCGAAGAGCUAUUGCAGGAAGAGAUCUUUGAUGAGACGGAUUACCCAGAGGAUCAGUUAACUGAUGGUGUCUGGCAAUAAUACUGGCACUAAAGAACGAGGAUGUGAAGGCCAAUUGCGUCGAUUUGGCAUUGAAAUGUCAAAGAACAAAUUUUGGGAGUUUUGUGGCUUUAGUGAGUGAUGAAAACGAAAGGCUUGAAUUUGCAUGGAUGGAUAUGAAAACGCGUGUAUUGUAAAUGAUUAUAGUUGAUGAUGAAAGGUGAACCAAUGCAAUUCUGUGCCCCUUCCUCUCACAUGUUUAUCAACACUGAGCACGGCACUUGCAAAAAUUGAGGGAUAAAUGAAGAUUGAAUAGUCUGUUAGGUUUUGGAUCAGGGUUUAGAUGGAGCCUCAAUUUGGAAUCAUGUUGUGUGCGGCGCGAUACUUUGCUUUUUGUGAAGGAAGGCAGUAGCAGGUUUUGCAGGGUAUAACAAGACGGCUACGUAAUUUUUGAUUGGUGUUGAUUGGUAAGUUAGUGUUGGAUAUUUAUCGCUUCUGGUGUAAAAAUUAUGACCUACAAUCCUCGUUAA
This is a messenger RNA of Asparagus officinalis (garden asparagus), 2080 nucleotides long. Its product is annotated as DUF21 domain-containing protein At2g14520. The record is from RefSeq and is a predicted model, not a curated record. Lineage: Eukaryota; Viridiplantae; Streptophyta; Magnoliopsida; Asparagales; Asparagaceae. Bases 282 to 1592 code for a protein of 436 amino acids. Gene Ontology annotation, cellular component: intracellular membrane-bounded organelle. The transcript is spliced from 11 exons. Gene Ontology annotation, biological process: magnesium ion homeostasis.